GUGAAAAUUAAACAAGACAACCCUCUUCGAAAAUUACUUGGAAGUAUUUUAUUAUUCGACUUGCUAAAACCUCAAAAUAUUUUAAUUGGUGCAAAUCCAUCAAUAAGAUUUUAUCCAAUCCGAAGUCGUUUAUUCGGUGGCGACAAUCACAACGCAAGGAGAAACUAUGGCGGCCAACAAGCUCUGGAAGACGGCGCCCACCAAGGUGUUCAAGACCAUCAAGCCUAUUGUGCACUGGGGCUUCGUGCCUCUGGUCGUGUACAUCGCGCUCAAGCAGGAGCCUAACCUCACUCUAAUGCAGAUUAUCAACCCGUUCGCUGCCCCUGCUGAGCCUCCUCAGAUGUAGAAUGCUGGACGAGAAUGAUCGAGUGUAGUGAGGCGCCUCCAGGAUUGAAAUUCAGCCGCUAGAAACCGCGAGGAGCGACAGGAUGAGACUCUUGACCUGAUGGGGACAGUUAUCCCGGACAAUUCGUUGGAUAAUGUCGACGCGAUUCUCAGCAAAGAUGAAUAUAGGUCGGGUAGGGAACGGAUGUUGCUUAAAGCAGUCAUCGCCACCUUAUCUCUUUUUUGUUCUCUUAACUCUCAUGUUUCUCUUUUCUUCUCUGGU
Messenger RNA from Phytophthora nicotianae INRA-310, 607 nucleotides. RefSeq lists its product as hypothetical. The transcript has 2 exons. Lineage: Eukaryota; Oomycota; Peronosporomycetes; Peronosporales; Peronosporaceae. Gene Ontology annotation, biological process: protein import into mitochondrial matrix. Gene Ontology annotation, cellular component: mitochondrial outer membrane translocase complex. The record is from RefSeq and is a predicted model, not a curated record. The coding region runs from base 167 to 346 and encodes 59 amino acids.